This is a messenger RNA of Anopheles marshallii, 1419 nucleotides long. RefSeq names its product trifunctional enzyme subunit beta, mitochondrial (gene Mtpbeta). The record is from RefSeq and is a predicted model, not a curated record. NCBI's taxonomy places the organism in Eukaryota, Metazoa, Arthropoda, Insecta, Diptera, Culicidae. Gene Ontology annotation, biological process: fatty acid beta-oxidation. Gene Ontology annotation, molecular function: acyltransferase activity, transferring groups other than amino-acyl groups. The transcript has 5 exons. The coding region runs from base 1 to 1419 and encodes 472 amino acids.
AUGGCUUACAAUCUAGUGAACAUCGCCAAAUCUACCUCAUCCUUGACGGGAAAUCUUGCCAAAACCGCCCUGCGCAGCAUCAGCACCACGAACACCGUGUACGAACCGCGCCGGUUGCCGGAUAAAACGGGCAAAAAUGUGGUUCUGGUCGAUGGUGUCCGCACGCCUUUCCUUACAUCCGGAUCGGACUACUCGAAACUGAUGCCUCACGAACUGGCUCGCCAUUCGCUCCUGAGCCUGCUCCGUAAAACUAAGGUAGACAAAGAAGUGAUCGACUACAUCGUGUACGGUACGGUAAUCCAGGAGGUGAAAACAUCCAACAUUGCACGUGAAGCGGCACUCAGUGCUGGGUUCAGCAACAAAACCCCGGCACACACCGUAACGAUGGCGUGCAUCAGCUCCAACCAAGCGAUCACGACCGGCAUGGGACUGAUUGCGACCGGUACGUACGAUGCCAUCGUAGCCGGCGGAGUCGAAUUCAUGUCCGACGUCCCAAUUCGCCACAGUCGCAAGAUGCGCUCGUUGAUGCUGCGUGCCAACAAAGCAAAAACGAUGGGCCAACGACUGCAACUGCUGUCCACCAUUCGUCCGGACUUUUUCGCUCCGGAACUACCAGCCGUGGCAGAGUUUUCAUCGGGUGAAACGAUGGGCCAUUCGGCGGAUCGGUUGGCGGCGGCAUUCAAUGCUUCUCGCCAGGAGCAGGACGAUUAUGCGCUGCGUUCGCACACCCUUGCCAAGGAAGCGCAGGAUAAGGGCUACUUCACCGAUUUGGUACCGUUUAAGGUGUCGGGCGUGGACAAAACGAUCGAGAAAGACAAUGGUAUUCGUGUGUCGACGAAGGAAUCAUUGGCCAAGUUGAAGCCGGCCUUCGUGAAGCCUUACGGCACGGUGACGGCUGCCAACGCAUCCUUCCUUACCGACGGUGCGUCGGCCUGCCUGGUAAUGACGGAGGAGAAAGCAAAAGCGCUCGGUUUACGCCCGAAAGCGUACCUUCGGGACUUUUUGUACGUGUCGCAAGAUCCGAUCGAUCAACUGUUGCUUGGUCCGGCAUACGGUAUACCGAAACUGCUGAAGAAAGCUGGCCUCACCCUAAAAGACAUUGAUACGUGGGAAAUUCAUGAAGCUUUUGCUGGACAAAUCAUCGCCAAUCUGAAAGCACUCGAUUCCGAUUAUUUCUGCAAGAACUAUCUGGGACUGAACGAAAAGUUCGGUUCACCCGACAUGUCCAAGUGGAACAACUGGGGAGGAUCACUCUCGAUCGGUCAUCCAUUCGCGGCCACCGGUGUUCGUUUGUGCAUGCAUACGGCAAACCGUCUGGUGCGCGAGAAUGGUCAACUCGGCCUUAUUGCGGCUUGUGCUGCCGGUGGACAGGGUGUUGCCAUGCUGCUCGAGCGACACCCGGACGCUAAUGCCGAGUAA